AUGACUCGAUACGAGUUGUUUUGUUUUCUGGCUUGCUUCCUUCAGAAAUCCCUUUGCCAAGUUAUAACGAACACACCAUACUAUGCAAAUACUAUUUCAACCAAUGGUGUGGGUAUAUCAAGUAAUGGAAUUCCAGUAAUGAAUUCACUAGUUGGUACGAGCUCUAUUGAUGAUGUCAUAGGAAAUGGAAUGGUACCAAAUAAUAUCGCAAUAACAAGCGGUUUGCCUUCUGGACCAAUUUAUUCUGGAAUAACAGGUGAUGGACCUAUAAAUGCUGCAGCAGUAACAACUAUGGCCGCAAAUGCCGUCAAUACUAUGAUAAAUGGAGGAGGUAGUGGUUUAGAAGGAUUCUCCCUCGGGGGUUUGCCUUACUCCGGUGUUUCUCCAAUGGGAUAUGGAGACGUGGCUGUAGCUGGACAAUUACCAGUUGGUGGAUCCACAGCUGUAGUUGGCAACGUACCAGUGAUUGGAUAUGUUACCUUUGAGGGGACAAUACCAGCUGGAGGAACCGUCUCUCUAGCUAGUAAUUGCGGCUGCUCUAAUCCCACUAUUUAA
Parnassius mnemosyne (clouded apollo) is the source of this 555-nucleotide messenger RNA. The record is from the annotation of a GenBank genome assembly. NCBI's taxonomy places the organism in Eukaryota, Metazoa, Arthropoda, Insecta, Lepidoptera, Papilionidae.